Messenger RNA from Clupea harengus (Atlantic herring), 1514 nucleotides. RefSeq names its product RASD family member 2a (gene rasd2a). Lineage: Eukaryota; Metazoa; Chordata; Actinopteri; Clupeiformes; Clupeidae. Gene Ontology annotation, biological process: signal transduction. The record is from RefSeq and is a predicted model, not a curated record. Gene Ontology annotation, molecular function: GTP binding; GTPase activity; G-protein beta-subunit binding.
UCGAUAAGGACACUCGCUCAGCCAGUGCUCUGCAAACUACAACUCCAGACCUGGGGUGACGGCAGGAAGGAUGAUGGAGGUGAACGCAACUGAGAAAGUGUUUAGCUCGGUUGAUGGCACCGCCGAGACGUUCUGCCAAUAUGCCACUCCAUCUGACAACAGUUUGCUGGCUGAGGUGCCCGAGCAGUUUCCUAAUAGCAAGGUGGUGAACUGUGUAUCAUCGGCAAUGCUUCUUCAGUACAAAAACGUUGCUCAGUACUUGCAUGCCGCCGGAGUUAAGGUCUCCACCAUCUCAAAGACUAGAAUGGGUAUUAUAAAAAAUGUUACAAACUGGAGACGAGAAAGAAAGGCAAGGGUUGUUCGGUCGUCCAGCGUUGAUCGUCAGCACUCAUCAUCUGAAAGACCUAAGUCCGUUGCCCUAUUAGAUGCGCUGCUGCUUCAUGGGAAGAACUGCGCGAACUCCACGGGACAAGACGUAGAGGAAGACGAACUAUGCUUCAGCAAACGCAGAAAUUAUCGGCGCGUCGUGGUGCUUGGUGCACCGAGAGUGGGUAAGACGGCCAUCCUGAAACGAUUCUUGCAGGAUGGGUUUGAUGACCAUUAUGUACCUACAACAGAAGAUUUCCACAGUAAACUGUACCACAUUCGUGGAGAGACGUACCAGAUCGAUAUUCUUGACGCCUCAAAUGAGAGGGACUACCCCGCCAAGCGUAGGCUGUCAAUACUGACAGGUGAUAUUUUCCUCCUUGUUUUUAGUGUGGAUGACAGAGAGUCUUUCAACGAAGUCUGCUCUUUACGCAAAGAGAUCAAACUGGCCAAAUCUAAGCUUGGCAAAUCUAAAGAGAACAUUCGAGUCCCCAUACUGAUAUGCGGGAAUAAAGUCGACCUGGAGGCUGAGAGGGUUGUCAGUCAUAUAGAGAUUCACGAAAGUCUCGGGGAGGAUGCUGCCGUGUUUGAAACAUCGGCUAAAGCCGGUACCCAAAUAGAGAUGAUGUUCGAAGCCCUGGCACUGCUCGGCAGACUCCCUGUUGAGACCCGGCCGUCCCUACACCGAGACAUUUCAAUUCGCUCCUAUGAAGCGUUGACCAGUGGAAGGCGAAGCAAACGGGAAAUCCGAAUGCUCGCUUUAGAUGGACCUUGCGGUGCAGUUUAUCCACUGGCCCACCGCCCUAGUUUUCACAGCGAUCUUCGUCGCAUUCUCGGACCUAGUACCUCUAAGAGGAGCACUUCUAUUAUGAAGUGCCAGAUCCAAUAAGAGAUUGUAUACAGCGACGUCCACGUAAUUUAUGAAUAAUACUUAUUCAUUUUACCGUAAGAAUAAUUUAUUCUAUUAUCCUGGCUGGACCAGAGAGUUUAUAUUUUUGUGAAGAAGUGAAUACACUGUAUCCUGUAAGGAAAAACAAACUGGCAAUACUUUUGGCUAGAAUGUAAUUGUUGUAUAUUAUUAUCAACUCUGAUGUUUAAGAACUGUUUUCUUAUUCUGAACUUUCUAAUAAAUUAACAUGUAUAUACAA